Molecule: messenger RNA, 1612 nt
Organism: Saccostrea cuccullata (small rock oyster)
Lineage: Eukaryota; Metazoa; Mollusca; Bivalvia; Ostreida; Ostreidae
Product: protein singed-like
Exons: 2
Coding region: 74-1585 (503 amino acids)
Biological process (GO): cell migration; actin filament bundle assembly; establishment or maintenance of cell polarity
Cellular component (GO): cytoplasm; actin cytoskeleton
Molecular function (GO): actin filament binding; protein-macromolecule adaptor activity
Source: RefSeq, a predicted model, not a curated record
ACAUUAUAAAGUGAAGUGUGGUGACGUCACAAUACCGAUUGUUCACAUGGAAUUUAGCUAAAACAUCAUAAGCAUGAGUUCUGAAAAUGUUUUCGAAUGGAAGGUCGGUCUUAUAAACGUACAAGAGAAGUAUCUCACCGCGGAUGGAUAUGGAAAUAAGGUCAAUGCGAGCGGGACGGCCCUCCGCCAGAAACAAAUGUGGACGAUUGAGUUCCAUGAGGAUGAAACUGUUUACAUUCGAAGUUACUCCAGAAAUUACAUUUCUGUCGAUCGCCUUGGUAAUGUAACAUGUGAUGCAAAAGAGCGUGGAGAAGAACAACAGUUCUCUUUGACGUACGCCACUGAUGGGUCCGCGCGCUGGGCAUUCCAAAAUAAGAAACUGAAACAAUUUUUAGCUGGCAUGGAUGAAAAAAUAGACUGUCUCGCAAAGAAGGCGACUGAAGAGGAUCUGUCUUUGUGGACUGUCCCUUUUGCGAUGCAUCCGCAAGUUACACUCUUUGCCAUGUUUAGUAAGAAAUUUGCACUAGCCGACUCUAAGAAUGUGCAGAUUGGGGGUGAUAAAGCUUGGGGUGCGCAUGCUCUAUUUACGAUGGAAUUUUACUGUGGUAAAUAUCAAAUCAAAACUCCAGAUAACCGAUACUUAUGUAAAGAUGGAUCCUUGGUCCAAACACACGGAAAAGACACGGUAUUUGGAAUAGAGAUUCAUCAAAUCGAUGAUAGAAAAUUCCAAGGUCUAGCAUUUAAAGACAACGAGGGAAAAUUUCUGUCAACAAGUGGUCCGACGGGAAUUCUCAAGAGUUUCCAGAAGAACCUGAAACGGGAGGGUCUAUUUCGGCUGCAACAAAGUCACCCCCAAGUGAGCAUCGUGGGACCUGGAGGCAAAAUGGCGACCGUAGGAAUGGAGGUCAUGAUGAAAAAAUUAAUUCAAGACCCGACAAACUCAGAAAUUUUUCAGCUUGAAUAUGAAAGCAAAAAGAAGAAAUGGUCAAUCGAAACCUACGAUGGAACAUUCUGGGGAGUUGGACCAAACGGCCAAUUGAACACGAAUUCUAAAUCCGUGUCAGAGGAUACGCUGUUUGAGAUUAUAUGGUUAUCCAAUGGGAAAGUCAGCAUUAAAGGACCAAACGGUAAACGUCUCGUUAGUAAAGGGACCGGAAAUCUUGUCGCCAAUCUUCCGGAAGACGUAGAAGACGAGGGUUUCCAGAUCCGGAUACAGAAUCGUCCCGUUGUUGUUCUCAGGUGUGAUUUUGGAUUUAUUGGGAUUAAAACGGCCACCGGAAGUAAUAAGGAUGAGUACAUUUGCACCAAGCCGACACCAAGCGUCAUCACUCUGAAUCAAAUGGAGGAUGGAAGAUAUAGUCUGCAAAGUGAGAAUGGAAAAUACUGGUGUAUAAAUCUGCAAACUGGGGGCCAUCCAACAAUCAAAGCUAACAGUGCCGAGCCGGUGCCUUUUGUUAUAGAAUUUCGGGAUACCAACGCUAUAACAAUAUUAGCUCCUAAUGAACGAUAUAUGGUUUGUGACAAAGUCGGCCAUUUUUACGCGUCGGCAACGGAAAUAUGCCCCAAAUGUAUGCUGUAUUUCUGAUAAAUAGCAACACAUAUUGUAAUCGGC